Molecule: messenger RNA, 1269 nt
Organism: Bursaphelenchus okinawaensis
Lineage: Eukaryota; Metazoa; Nematoda; Chromadorea; Rhabditida; Aphelenchoididae
Source: the annotation of a GenBank genome assembly
AUGGAAGAUAUCAAGAAGAAAGAUGUAAGUUAAGCAUGUUUCGAAGCUUCUCGGUUUGCAAAGGUUUCAUGUUUUUAAAAUUUUCAAAUUAAAAAAUUGAAAUUUUACGCAAUUUUUAAUGUAAUAUUUUAAUUUCAGACCUCAUUAAUGGCUGACUUACAUGCCCUUAACUCUGGUUUAAAGUUGGUUGUAUCGUGGCAAGCUUCUCAAGGUGUAGAACAAUGUCGUCUUGGCUGCGGUGGUCAUGGUUAUACAUGCGCUAGUGCUCUACCACAAAUCUACGGCCUUGUGGUCGGUGGAUGCACUUACGAAGGUGAAAAUUUGGUCAUGUUGCUGCAGUUGGCAAGGUAAAAUAUAUUAUUUUAUACGAUUUUUAAGAUGAAUCAGAGAAAAUCGUUUAUUUAAAAAACUGGAAUUUGUCAUAAAGUUUGUUAAUCUCAUUGUUUUAGAUACCUAAUGAAGUUAGCCCCACAAAUGGUAGCAGGUCGUCCAACCAGCAAAGUCAGUGAAAUUGCCGAGUACCUAUUUGACAAAAAGUCUAACAAGUCAAGUUUGAACAAGAGCCAAAACCGUGAACAACAAUGGCAGUCAGUUCAAGAUGGAUUCGAACAUGUAGCUCGUCGUCUCACGCUGCAAGCCUAUCACAAGUUGACGUCAUUCCAGAAGAAAGGAUACCCACAAGAAGUGGCUAGAUCUAAGGUUGGCUUGGACUUGUCUCGUGCUUCGAAAGCUCAUUCACGAACAUUCUUGACCAGAAACUUCAUCAACACCGUGAAAAAAGAGGAUUCAUGGGCUAUCAAGGAAGUAUUGAGUGAUUUAUUGCACUUGUACCUUCACUAUGAAAUGCAGGAUUGUCGUGCUGACCUUUUCGAGGAUGGAUACUUGAGGUGAGGAAAAGGUUUAUAGGUUUUUUAUAAAAAUUUUGGUUUGUUUUUAUCUAAAUUCUUUAAAAUUUGAAAAUUUUGUUAACAAUAUCAACCUAAUAAGUUAAAAACGACAACUUUUAGUCACGAACAAGCUGAAAUCUCUCGUGACGAACUGAACAAAGCACUAGAAGCAGUACGGAAAAACGCCGUAAACUUGAUGGAUUCUUUUGACUUCCAAGACCGUGAACUGAACUCUCAACUCGGCCGAAAAGAUGGCCAAGUUUAUGAAAACUUAUGGAAAUGGGCUCAAAAUUCGGAAAUCAAUAAACAUCAGGUACUGCCAUUCCAUCAUGAGACUAUUGGCAAAUUGAUGAAGGAGCAACAACUUCAGAGCAAACUUUAA